CGGCCCUGGAGCGGCAGCACCAUGACAGCUCCCGGCCUCCUGGUCCCAGGCGGGGGCACCUGCCUGGUGCUGCUCCUCUCCACCCUCCUGCUGCUGACCAGCUCCAUCCAGGGAGGGCCGGAGCUCUGGGUGCUCUCCACGGCGGACAUGGAGCCGGCAGCGGGGCACCCUGCCAGCCGAGUCGCCCGCAUGACACCCUUUUGGAGAAUGGUGGGCAACAAGCCCCCGGGUGCCCACUGCCGGCACAGCCUUGAGUGCAUCACCAAGGCCUGCAGGGCAGGACGCUGCUCCUCCCCAUCCUAUGUGUGCUGAUGGCCACGGCCACCCCGGGAACGGCCUCUCCCGCAGCAGGAGCACGGAACGGCGGGCACCCCACGGACAACUGGACCCGCUGGACUCCAGAGAGGCCCCGCAGCAACACCGUGGUGGCUGCAGGUGGCCCUGAACGGGGGCAACAGCUGGAUGGGCCGGUCGUCUGGACAAUAAAACCUCUCUGCACCAUG
This is a messenger RNA of Nothoprocta perdicaria, 503 nucleotides long. It is a transcript of the gene LEAP2, whose product is annotated as liver enriched antimicrobial peptide 2. The coding region runs from base 22 to 312 and encodes 96 amino acids. The record is from RefSeq and is a predicted model, not a curated record. Gene Ontology annotation, biological process: antimicrobial humoral immune response mediated by antimicrobial peptide; defense response to bacterium. The transcript is spliced from 3 exons. Lineage: Eukaryota; Metazoa; Chordata; Aves; Tinamiformes; Tinamidae.